Messenger RNA from Nelumbo nucifera (sacred lotus), 1463 nucleotides. RefSeq names its product naringenin,2-oxoglutarate 3-dioxygenase-like. The record is from RefSeq and is a predicted model, not a curated record. Lineage: Eukaryota; Viridiplantae; Streptophyta; Magnoliopsida; Proteales; Nelumbonaceae.
GGUAGGUGACACGAGAGGUAGAUGGAGCUGCCACACCUCUUCACAAUCACAAGUCUGAAAGUUAAUAAUUUCAGCUCCCACCUAUAUUUAUUUAUGUAGCCCCGCCCCGCUCAUCGACAAUCACUCUUCGCAGAAGAAGAAGCGAAAAAGAAAGAACCAAAAUAACCAGAAAAAGAAAAGAAGUGGACAGCAGCGAGCAGCAAUGGCACCCGCAAAGCCUGCAACUUUGACGGAACUGGUGGAGGAGAAGACGCUUCAGUCGUCUUUCGUCCGAGACGAAGACGAGCGUCCCAAGGUGGCCUACAACCAGUUCAGCAACGACGUCCCCGUGAUUUCCCUCGCCGGAAUUGACGAGGCCGACGGUCGGAGGUCCGAGAUCUGCCAGAAAAUCGUGCAGGCAUGCGAGGACUGGGGGGUCUUCCAGGUAAUUGAUCACGGCGUGGACGCCAAUCUCAUCUCCGAGAUGAAUCGCCUCGCCAGGGACUUCUUCGCGUUACCUGCCGAGGAGAAGCUCCGAUUCGACAUGACCGGCGGCAAGAAGGGUGGAUUCAUCGUAUCCAGUCACCUCCAGGGAGAGGCAGUGCAGGACUGGCGUGAGAUCGUGACCUACUUCUCAUACCCACUUCGCACCAGGGACUACUCGAGGUGGCCCGACAAGCCGGAGGGGUGGAAGGAAGUGACCGAGAAAUACAGUGAGAAGCUCAUGGAACUGGCCUGCAAGUUGUUGGGGGUGCUGUCGGAGGCGAUGGGGCUUGAAACAGAAGCCCUUACUAAGGCUUGCGUCGACAUGGACCAAAAGGUGGUCGUCAACUAUUAUCCCAAAUGCCCGCAGCCUAACCUCACGCUCGGCCUCAAGCGACACACCGACCCCGGCACCAUUACUCUUCUUCUGCAGGACCAGGUCGGAGGCCUUCAAGCUACAAAGGAUGGGGGAAAGACAUGGAUCACUGUUCAGCCCGUCGAGGGGGCAUUCGUCGUCAACCUUGGCGACCAUGGUCACUAUCUGAGCAAUGGGAGGUUCAAGAACGCCGAUCACCAGGCAGUUGUUAAUUCCAACAGCAGCCGUCUGUCGAUUGCAACAUUCCAGAACCCUGCUCCAGAGGCAAUUGUGUACCCACUGAAGAUCAAGGAAGGAGAGAAGGCAAUCCUGGAAGAGCCCAUCACAUUCGCCGAGAUGUACCGAAGGAAGAUGAGCAAGGACCUGGAGCUUGCGAGGCUGAAGAAGCUGGCCAAGGAGCAAAAGAUCGAAGAGCUGGAAAAGGCUACUAAGCUGGAAGCGGAAAGCAAAAACAAGGGCAUCGACGAAAUUUUCGCCUAAGAAACUUGCCUUCACACUAGUUUUUUGUUUCUUAUGGUUUGAUAGUCGAUUCAUCUCUUCCCUUUGAUGAUGAUCAGAUAGUCUUUUGUAACGUCUCCGUUGAGCGUAAUGCUUAUGUUGAAUGUUUGGCUAUAUUAUUUAAUUA